Anarrhichthys ocellatus (wolf-eel) is the source of this 2813-nucleotide messenger RNA. Its product is annotated as ribonucleoside-diphosphate reductase large subunit-like. The record is from RefSeq and is a predicted model, not a curated record. Gene Ontology annotation, molecular function: ATP binding; ribonucleoside-diphosphate reductase activity, thioredoxin disulfide as acceptor. Gene Ontology annotation, cellular component: ribonucleoside-diphosphate reductase complex. The transcript is spliced from 19 exons. NCBI's taxonomy places the organism in Eukaryota, Metazoa, Chordata, Actinopteri, Perciformes, Anarhichadidae. Bases 57 to 2435 code for a protein of 792 amino acids. Gene Ontology annotation, biological process: deoxyribonucleotide biosynthetic process.
UGAGAAGAUAACAUUAACAACUGCUGUCUGAGGAAAGCAGCUGCUUUGUUGCCAACAUGCAUGUCAUUAAGAGAGAUGGACGCCAGGAGGGAGUUACUUUUGAUAAAAUCACAUCUCGCAUUCAGAAGCUUUGCUAUGGACUCAACUGUGACUUUGUGGACCCUACCCAGAUUACAAUGAAGGUGAUCCAGGGUCUGUACAGUGGAGUCACCAUCGUGGAGCUGGACACUCUGGCAGCAGAGACCGCUGCCACCCUCACCACCAAACACCCGGACUAUGCACUCCUGGCUGCACGGAUUGCCGUUUCCAAUCUCCACAAAGAAACCAAGAAAGUAUUCAGUGAUGUGAUGGAGGACCUCUACAACUAUGUGAACCCCUUAAAUAAACGCCACUCGCCUAUGAUCUCCAAGGAGAUGCAUGCCGUUGUACUGGAAAACAAGGGUCGCCUCAACUCAGCCAUCAUUUACGACAGAGACUUCUCCUACAACUUCUUUGGUUUUAAGACUCUUGAGCGGUCGUAUUUGUUGAAGAUUAACGGCAAAGUUGCUGAGAGGCCCCAGCACAUGCUAAUGAGAGUGGCUGUCGGGAUUCAUCAAGGAGACAUUGAUGCAGCCAUUGAAACCUACAACCUGCUGUCAGAGAAGUGGUUCACCCACGCCUCCCCUACUCUGUUCAAUGCUGGCACCAACAGGCCACAGCUGUCAAGUUGUUUCUUGCUCGCCAUGAAAGAGGACAGCAUCGAGGGUAUUUACGACACGCUGAAGCAGUGUGCCCUCAUCUCCAAGACAGCUGGAGGUAUUGGAUUGGCCGUUAGCUGUAUCAGAGCAACGGGCAGCUAUAUAGCUGGGACUAAUGGCAUUUCCAAUGGGCUGGUUCCUAUGCUUCGAGUCUACAACAACACAGCACGUUACGUUGACCAGGGUGGGAACAAGAGACCCGGGGCCUUCGCUGUGUACCUGGAGCCGUGGCACUUCGAUGUGUUCGACUUCUUGGAGUUGAAGAAGAACACCGGUAAAGAGGAGCAGAGAGCCAGAGACCUGUUCUUCGCCAUGUGGAUCCCUGACCUGUUUAUGAAACGAGUGGAGAGCAAUCAGGACUGGUCUCUAAUGUGUCCCAGUGAUAGUCCUGGGUUAGAGGAAUGCUGGGGAGAGGAGUUCGAGCAGCUUUACACUCGGUAUGAGAAGGAGGGCAGGGUUAAGCGCGUGGUGAAGGCUCAGCAGCUGUGGCACGCCAUCAUUGAGUCUCAGACAGAAACUGGUACGCCAUACAUGCUCUACAAGGACGCCUGCAACAGGAAGAGCAACCAACAGAAUCUGGGCACCAUAAAAUCCAGCAAUCUGUGCACGGAGAUCGUAGAGUACACAAGCAAAGAUGAGGUGGCAGUGUGUAAUCUGGCAUCUAUUGCCCUCAACAUGUAUGUCACCCCAGAAAGGACCUUUGACUUCAAAAAGCUUGCAUCUGUCACCAAAGUCAUUGUCAAGAACCUGAACAAGAUUAUUGACAUCAACUAUUACCCCGUGAUUGAGGCUGAGAGGUCUAACAAGCGUCACAGGCCGAUUGGAAUUGGUGUGCAGGGUCUGGCUGAUGCCUUCAUCCUCAUGCGUUAUCCCUUUGAAAGCCCAGAGGCCCAGUUGCUCAACAUUCAGAUCUUUGAGACCAUUUACUACGCCGCCCUGGAGGCCAGCUGUGAGCUGGCAGCGCAGCUCGGCACGUACGAAACCUACUCUGGCUCCCCUGUCAGCAAGGGAAUCCUUCAGUAUGACAUGUGGGAUAAAACCCCAACAGAUCUCUGUGACUGGGAAACAUUGAAGGCGCAAAUUGCCAAGCACGGUGUGAGGAACAGUCUGCUCUUGGCCCCAAUGCCCACAGCUUCCACCGCCCAGAUCCUGGGAAACAACGAGUCCAUUGAGCCCUACACCAGCAACAUCUACACCCGCAGGGUGCUCUCGGGAGAGUUUCAGAUCGUGAAUCCUCACCUGCUGAAGGACCUCACAGACAGAGGACUGUGGAGUGAUAAAAUGAAGAACCAGCUGAUUGCUCAGAAUGGGUCUAUCCAGGAUAUUGAAGAGAUCCCCGAUGAUCUGAAGCAGCUGUAUAAAACCGUGUGGGAAAUCUCCCAGAAGACUGUCCUCAAGAUGGCAGCAGAUCGUGGGGCCUACAUUGACCAGAGCCAGUCCCUAAACAUCCAUAUUGCCGAGCCAAACUACAGCAAACUGACCAGCAUGCACUUCUGUGGUUGGAAGUUGGGCCUGAAAACCGGCAUGUACUACCUGCGGACGAAGCCUGCUGCCAACCCCAUCCAGUUCACCCUCAACAAGGAGAAAUUAAAGGAAGCCCAGUCAACCAAGACCGACGAGGAGACCAAAGAGAAUAACGUUGCUGCCGUGGUGUGUUCCUUAGCGAACAAAGAUGAUUGCCUGAUGUGUGAUUCCUAAGUGAAGUGUGGUCCCCUCAGAUAAACUCACUUCCCCUUAAUCACCAGCUUCCCAAUUAAAGAUAUAUUUUAGGAAACACCAUGUUCUUUUUAUUUUUGUAUAUGAUAUUGUAACCAGGGUUUUACAUAUGACACGGUCUUUAAGUCACAAAUAUUUGCUGUCUAUUGUAAUAUUUUCACAGAUUUCAUCAAUUGUGUUGUUAAAUUUUUGUACAGAAUUAAUAGGCGACAAAUAAUUAAUAUUUUCCCUUUGUGUUUCUUUUUAUCAAUACAUUUUUAUAAUAUGUUAAUGAAUUUCAUGUUUGUAUUUUAUGUGUGUAGGAAAUUAAACUUGUAAAAUGGUCAUAAUUGAAGUCUCAUUAUUUAUUAUUACACUAUU